Messenger RNA from Aspergillus brunneoviolaceus CBS 621.78, 570 nucleotides. RefSeq lists its product as uncharacterized. Bases 191 to 514 code for a protein of 107 amino acids. The record is from RefSeq and is a predicted model, not a curated record. NCBI's taxonomy places the organism in Eukaryota, Fungi, Ascomycota, Eurotiomycetes, Eurotiales, Aspergillaceae. The transcript has a single exon.
AGACUCACUUGUAGAGUUUCCGUACCUGAGCAUGAUGGUUAGCAACUGAAACAUAUAGUAAAACAAUACGAUAGAACAAUAUUCUCGAGUAUGGGUUUAACGAAGAUCACGACGAAGACUUACAAAAUCGCUGGAAUUGCCGGCAGGGGCGGCGCUGGUCGAGGUCUGGCCACCGUCCAUCAUGGGCUAGAUGGGUCGCGACCGAUCGAACAAGCAACAGGCUCAACACACGUCGCAGCGACCGGGAAGGAAAGGGAACCAGUCGGGCGCUCAAUUCAAAGAUCGCAAAGAAGUAAGAAAUAUGACUAUCGGCGACGAGCCAAGAAUAAAAAUAAAUAAUAGGAAUAGAAAAAAAAUGAAAGACACAAUCAAGACAGAGGAAAGAAGAAGAAAGGGAGAAGGGAAAAAAAUAAAAAAAAAAGAGGAAUGGGGAGGGGGGGGGGGGUGGGUAAGGCAAGAGAAGGGGAAAAAGAGAACAGUAGUAGCAUGGACUGGACUGGAGACUCGACUUUAGACCCUCCGUCCGAGUGGCCGAAUGGGCGGCGCAACAGAUGGAUUGAGUGGUGUGGU